Molecule: messenger RNA, 3017 nt
Organism: Oncorhynchus kisutch (coho salmon)
Lineage: Eukaryota; Metazoa; Chordata; Actinopteri; Salmoniformes; Salmonidae
Product: palmitoyltransferase ZDHHC16A
Exons: 11
Coding region: 268-1422 (384 amino acids)
Molecular function (GO): palmitoyltransferase activity
Source: RefSeq, a predicted model, not a curated record
ACAUAAGUCAUCAAUUAGGGCACCAUGUCAAUAUCAAUUAUUUAUAUACACACCUUUGGUCCGUAUAGCCUCUCCCGGAAGUAAAAUUACUCAUUUUCAGCACUGAGUCUAACGUAGAGGAGAAGCGUCUGGGCUAAACUCGCGACAGAGAACAUUGUCUCCGUUCAAUUGUUAGCUUCCGGAUGAAUUAAACCUUCUUCACCUUGGUAUCAUGGCCAGAGAUAACACAUUUCUCACGGGUGACAUGCGAUCCUAAGAAAGAGAAGAAUGCGGCUGUGCCCCACCUUCCUGCUGCAGCGCUGGCUGUGGUUGUGUGUGUGUGCCAGACAGUGGCACUGCAGAAAUGGCAACUGCAGACUACCGCUGUGUGUGAGGCAGAUAUGGGCCUACCUCAGACUGAUGGUCGACUCCCUCUAUUACAACACCCUCACCAACUCUGACGUCGUCAUGGACUCACUGAUGGAACCCAUCUUAUGGAUGGUGGACCUACUCACCCGCAGGUUCGGGGCGGUGUUUGUAUGUCUGUUAGUGAUACUGACCACUUCUAUCCUGCUGGUAGUCUAUGUGGUUAUGCUGCCCGUGAUCUUCGACACGUACUCUCCAUCCUGGAUAGCCUGGCACAUGAGUUACGGACACUGGAACCUUGUCAUGAUCGUCUUCCACUAUUAUAAAGCUACCAAUACUGCCCCAGGAUACCCCCCUACGAUGAAAAAUUCCAUUCCAUUUGUGUCCAUGUGUAAGAAGUGUAUCAUCCCCAAACCAGCCAGAACUCACCACUGUGCCAUCUGCAACACGUGCAUUUUGAAAAUGGACCAUCAUUGUCCGUGGCUGAAUAACUGUGUCGGCCAUUUUAACCAGCGCUACUUCUUCUGCUUCUGUGUCUCCAUGACUCUGGGCUGUGUCUACUGCAGCAUCAGUGGCCGGAACCUUUUCCUGGAUGCUUAUAGUGCUUAUAGUGCUAUAGAGCGCUUCAAACACAUGGACAAAUCAGGUGUCCCGGUGACAGGGAAGGGGCAAUUCAUAGGCAUCUUACCGCCUGUGCAGAGCACCUACCAGACUCCUCCCUUAACGUUCAGAGACGAGAUGUUCCACAAGAGUGUCAUUUACAUGUGGGUGUUAACCAGCGUGGUGGCUGUAUCUCUUGGGGGGCUGACUAUCUGGCACGCAGUGCUGAUAUCCCGAGGAGAGACCAGCAUAGAGAGGCACCUCAACAACAAGGAGACCAAACGGAUGCGGAAAUGUGGCAAGGUGUACAAGAACUCAUUUAACUAUGGCAGACUGAACAACUGGAAAGUCUUCUUAGGUGUGGAGAAGAAAAGUCAUUGGCUGACGCGAGUCAUCCUGCCCUCUGGACAUGUCCCCAUUGGGAACGGCCUGACCUGGGACAUCUAUCCAUUCAGAAAAGACAUGAUGCCCGUCUGAGCCAAAUACAAAAUAACUGAAUUCUACAAAAUGAGGAAACUCCUGAUGUCUGUCUGACCACUGACCCCACAGACUCUGUCCACACAGAACUACAUCUCCCAGCGGCCCCUGCUCCCUACAUAUACUGAUGUCACAUGACCAGGUUUUGGAGACGAGCAGGAAAGUGAAUACUGGGAGGACAACAGGGAAGAGAUGGGGAACGUUUGCUGCUCCUAAGUGAAACAACCCUACAAAAUGUUUCAACCCUGGUCCUGGCACAGGGCUUGUGUAAUAAAGGCCAACCACACUCCAGAACUUGUAAUGAUGUGGGGAUGAACUGUUUCAUAAUGUUUUUAGACUGUACUACAGUGUACCACAGUAUGAGUCGUCAUAUUACCAAUAAGACAUAGAGGUCAAACGGAAAUGAUUCCAUUUAUUUUUUUCCACCAUUCACUUUUCCCAUAGGUUUUUAAAAAGAAAACACUUAAAUUAAAGGGUUGGGUUUAGUUUUGAUAACUGUGUAAAUCUUUCUAGGAGAAGGUGACUUAUCAAUAUAUUUGCCUGUAUUUCCCCCCCCCCCCCGCUACUGUGACUAUCAUAAAGAACUACAAAUGCCAUGAUGAUCAGGAUGAGGCUUCCGAAUCAAGGAAAAGGUAAGAAUCUAAUGUCAGCUAAAUGUAAUAAAUACAUUGGCACCAUUUCUUUAGAUGGACAAUUCUGUCAACUGUGCAAGUUUUCAAUUGACAGAAUACCUGUUAGCAAAGGUGUUAGCUAGAGAUGACAUGCAGGGAUUUGUAGUCUUUCAUGAUGUCUACUUUGAUGCUAAUUACUAUUUUGAUUUUAAGUCACCUUGUCAGAGAUUAACAUAGUUAUCAAAAGGUCACACCAGGCUAACUACACAAAACACAGCUGUUAUUUGAGGUUGUUCUAAUAGUGAAUGGUGGAAAAAUGAUUGGAACCAUUUCCCGGUUUGACCGCUAGGUUUUAUGGGUAUUAUGACACGUCCACAAUAAGACUCUGGUGUACAUUAGGCAUGUCAAACUCAUUCCAUGGAGGGACAAGCGUCUGCAGGCUUUUGGGUUUUUCCUUUCAAUUAAGCCCUAGACAACCACGUGUGGGGAGUUCCUUACUAAUCAAUGAACUUAACUCAUCAAGUACAAGGGAGGUGCUUGAUGAGCGAUAUGUUUGCGAUAUUACAUUUCCUUAAAACAAUAACAAAUGUGGAUCUCUGCUUUAAUCUAUUUUUAACAUUGUCAUAAGGAGCACAUUCAAAAUCAUAAAACCUGUUUUCCCAUCUUGACAUUAACAUUGAGAAAAAUCACUGAAAAGGGGUUGACGGUAAUGCUUAACGAUGUCAUAAAUCAGCCAUAACUCCCCUUGCUACCGGGAGAAUGGAAUCAAGGGAGAGGCAAUUGAAAGCAAGCUUAACAAAACAUUCGAACUUGUUUACCAAUGAGUAACGGGGUUAACGUGCUAUGCUCGGUCUUCUACCCCAAAACACAGUAUGUCUGUACAGUAGGACAGUUACAUGCAAUGUUACAUUUGUUGACCCUGGAGUUAUGUUAUGUUCUGUAAUGUUCAGUUGUAUGAUAUUAAAAAAAAGCGGUUGACUCUGA